Nematolebias whitei (Rio pearlfish) is the source of this 994-nucleotide messenger RNA. Its product is annotated as F-actin-capping protein subunit alpha-2. NCBI's taxonomy places the organism in Eukaryota, Metazoa, Chordata, Actinopteri, Cyprinodontiformes, Rivulidae. The record is from RefSeq and is a predicted model, not a curated record. Gene Ontology annotation, cellular component: actin cortical patch; F-actin capping protein complex. Gene Ontology annotation, molecular function: actin filament binding. Gene Ontology annotation, biological process: barbed-end actin filament capping; actin cytoskeleton organization.
GAAUGGACGCUGGAGAUCAGAAUGGAAAUUCACCGUCUCCCCCUCCACCACUCAAGUGGCAGGAAUCAUGAAAAUCCAGGUUCAUUACUACGAGGACGGAAACGUUCAGCUGGUGAGCCACAAGGAGGUUCAGGAGUCCAUGUCCAUUUCUAACGAGGCUUCGACCGCGAAGGAGUUUGUUAAGAUCAUGGAGGCUGCAGAGAACGACUAUCAGACGGCCAUCAACGAGAACUACCAGACCAUGUCGGACACUACCUUCAAAGCCUUACGCCGCCAGCUUCCUGUGACCCGCACCAAGAUCGACUGGAACAAGAUCCUGAGCUACAAGAUUGGAAAAGAGAUGCAGAACGCCUAACCAGCAGAGACGAGUACAGACGGACCACCCUGACCCCCCACGUCCCUCCAAACAAUGUUGCAUGACUGGAUAGUUGUAUCGUCUUUGUACAAUAAUUAGAGCAGAUGGACAAAGGACGGUUUGUCUCAGACGUCACGUCCCUUCUGUCCACUCACACUCCUGACUCCUCUGUGUCACAUCUGUGGGAAUAAGGGGGUUCUAGUCGGGGCAGUAAACACAUUGGAAGACAUAGGAAUAAGAAGCAAACCUUGUAUGCAACAUGGCCACGUGCGCAACGUGUCUGUGAGACCACACCUUUAAUUUGACCUGAUGCGGGGGGGGGGGCUGUUUGAAUUUGGGAUUGUAGAGAAAACAAAACGUUUUUGGGAGACUUUGUCUUCAUUUACAAAAAGAGGUCAAACUUAAUGAAAGUCCACGGUUGAUGAAAACAAAAAGCUGCUGGAGUCCAGACGGGUUCUUCUGGCCCAGCUCACCGACGCUCUGCGUUCUUGUUCUCUUCUUCUGGUUCUUCCUCACCGUCUGUCCUGUCUCGACCGUUCCAACCCUCACUCAGCGCCGAGAGUCCUGGCCACCGAACAAGACACGAGUCGCUCAAUAAUGUGCAUAUUGUCCAAUUUACAAUAAAAUCAACAAGUAUCA